UCUUCAUCUCUUCAUAAACAACAGCGAAAAUGUUAGCGCACAAGACCUCUCCGUUUCCGAUACUCCUCCACAAGUUCCGCCGCAACAUCCCCCGCCGCCCUAGGUUCACUUGCAUUAUUGACCCCGCUAACGUCAUCGCCGCCGCGACCGCCGCCGGUAAGGUCCAUGGUGCCGUCACGUCCGCCAUCACGCAAGUCGCUGUCACCGCCGUCGCUAUUGCCUCCGGUGCUUGUCUCUCUACUAAGGUCGAUUUCUUGUGGCCUAAACUUGAAGAACAACCUGGUUCCUUUAUACUGGAUGGAGUUGACGUAACAGGGUACCCUAUAUUUACUGAUGCAAAGGUGCAAAAGGCUAUUGCAUUUGCUAAAAAAGCUCACAAUGGGCAGUUCCGCAAAACUGGAGAUCCUUAUUUGUCACAUUGUAUCCAUACUGGAAGAAUCCUAGCCAUGCUGGUCCCAUCAAGUGGCAAACGUGCUGUUGACACAGUUGUGGCUGGAAUUCUCCAUGAUGUCGUGGACGAUACAUGUGAAACUUUCUGCAGUGUAGAAGAAGAGUUUGGUGAUGAUGUUGCGAAACUGGUAGCUGGGGUUUCCAGAUUAAGUUACAUAAAUCAGCUACUCCGGAGACAUCGAAGGAUAAAUGUGGAUCAGGGUACCCUUGGUCAUGAAGAGGCCAAUGACUUACGAGUUAUGCUCUUGGGGAUGGUUGAUGAUCCACGUGUGGUGCUCAUCAAGCUUGCCGACCGUCUUCACAACAUGAGAACCAUCUAUGCUCUGCCACCGUCAAAGGCUCUAGCUGUAGCACAGGAGACUCUACUUAUUUGGUGCUCACUUGCUUCCAGAUUGGGUCUGUGGGCACUGAAAGCUGAACUGGAAGAUCUAUGCUUUGCUGUUCUUCAGCCUCAAAUGUUCCGGAAGAUGCGGGCUGAUCUAGCUUCCAUGUGGAGCGCUAGCAAUAGAGUAGGGUGUCCAAGAAGAAUAUCUGCAAAAAGCAGCUCACUAUCCUUGGAUGAUACGAUUUCUUCUCCUGAUGACGAAAGUCUUACAGCAUUUGAUGAGGAUAUUCCAAGCAUGAAGGAUCUUUUGGAAGCAGUGGUUCCUUUUGAUAUCUUAUCAGAUCGGAGGAAACGGACUAAAUUUCUGUAUGAACUUGGGAAAGGUUCAGACAGUCAAACAAAAGCCAAGGUUGUCCAGGACGCUGGAAUUGCUUUAGCUUCCCUGGAAGUUUGUGAGGAAGCUCUUGAGAAGGAGUUACUUAUAUCAACUUCUUACGUUCCAGGAAUGGAGGUUACUUUAUCUAGCCGACUCAAAAGUUUGUAUAGUAUCUUCAGCAAGAUGAGACGAAAAGAUGUUGGCAUCCAUAAAGUAUAUGAUGCACGUGCUUUGAGGGUGGUUGUUGGAGAUAAGAAUGGAACUCUUCAUGGACCUGCAAUUCAGUGCUGCUACAAUCUUCUAGACAUUAUACAUAGGCUCUGGACACCCAUUGAUGGUGAAUUUGAUGAUUACAUUGUUAAUCCGAAGCCUAGUGGUUAUCAGUCUCUGCACACUGCUGUCCAAGGUCCUGACAGUUCACCUUUGGAAGUUCAGAUAAGAACGCAGAAAAUGCAUGAGUAUGCUGAACAUGGGCUUGCUGCACACUGGCUAUAUAAAGAAACUGGAAACAAGUUGCGGUACACAAGCAGCAUGGAUGAGUCUGAUAUAGAAGCUUCUUCUUAUCUAUCAAAAGAAAUGGAGGAUAAUAGUUCUUUAGAUGAUGAUUUGUUUAUGAAAUACAGUUCUCUGAAAGCAGGGCAUCCAGUCGUCAGGGUGGAAGGAAGCCACAUACUUGCUGCUGUUAUAGUUCGAGUAGAUAAGGGUGGAAGAGAAUUGCUUGUUGCUGUGAGCUUUGGACUGGCAGCUUCUGAAGUGGUAGCUGACAGAAGAUCUUCUUUACAGAUAAAAAGUUGGGAAGCUUAUGCAAGGUUAUUCAAAAAGGUGUCGGAUGAGUGGUGGCGUGAACCAGGACAUGGGGAUUGGUGUACUUGCCUAGAGAAGUAUACACUUUGUCGAGAUGGCAUGUACCACAGGCAAGACCAGUUUCAGCGCCUACUGCCAACCUUCAUCCAGGUCACUCAUUUAACAGAACAAGAAGAAUCUGAAUAUUGGGCCGUUGUCUCUGCUGUUUUUGAGGGCAAACCGGUUGAUUCUAUUACAUCUAGGCCAAGCUUAGACUCUGUUGCUUCAACUUCCAUGGAAGCUAGCAUCAAUAACAAGGUCCGCUUAUUGAGGACAAUGCUUCAGUGGGAAGAGCAACUACGAUCUGAUGCGAGUCUGACACAGUCAAACCUCAGUGGAAAUUCUUAUGGUAGUCUGGAUUCUGUCGUUCUGGGGGAAGUGGUGAUUGUAUGCUGGCCCCAUGGUGAGAUAAUGAAAUUGAGAACAGGCAGCACUGCAGCAGACGCAGCUAGGAGAGUAGGGCUUGAAGGGAAGCUAGUUUUGGUUAAUGGUCAAUUGGUUUCACCCAAUACAGAGCUCAAAGAUGGUGAUGUAGUUGAAGUCAGGGUGUAAGGUAAAUAUACUCCACAGUUAAAUCAGUUAGCGACCUAGUGUAGGCAACAGGAUUUCAGAAAGUCAUUGAUCGCGAUUUAAACGAAGUAUGAUAUCCAAUUGUUUCAAGGUAUAUAAUAUAACUGGAUUGAAGCUCGUGAGGCUCCGCUUUCAGAUUAUGCAUGUCAAUGGACAUCCUAUGGAUAUAUCAGUGUAAAUAUGGCUAACUUUGCAGCAGUCAAGGACAAUUUUUAGUAGUAGCUCUAUAUUCAGAUAUCAUGCAAGCAAAUUUCACCAGUCUCUCAAUUCAGGGAUGCGACGCCCCAUUGCGUCGGUAGAGGGACUGUAUACUGAUGCCAUGUCUGGCUUCAGAGGAGGCCACAUCGGUAGAGAGCAAUUUUCCAGUUGCAUGGCGUAUGCUACUUUGUGCUGCACAUUUUAUUGUAUAUGUAGCUGAUAAAUAUCAAUGAAAAAGGAGCCUUGUUUUUGUACAAAAGCAUAUAAAUAUAUACAUAUAUUUGUUUUCAUUAUAGUAGAGUAUGAACUCUACAAUUUGAGUUUGAUUAAACAACUACUCGCUGUCUUAGCUCUAAAUCAAACUUACCCUAAUGCCAUAACCUGUCCACUUCAAAUAUUUCUUCAGUCUUGAAA
Pistacia vera is the source of this 3176-nucleotide messenger RNA. RefSeq lists its product as uncharacterized. Gene Ontology annotation, biological process: guanosine tetraphosphate metabolic process. The record is from RefSeq and is a predicted model, not a curated record. The transcript is spliced from 18 exons. NCBI's taxonomy places the organism in Eukaryota, Viridiplantae, Streptophyta, Magnoliopsida, Sapindales, Anacardiaceae. The coding region runs from base 30 to 2546 and encodes 838 amino acids. Gene Ontology annotation, cellular component: chloroplast.